GACUUGGAAAGGGGGCAGGACAGGGUGGAGGGAUAUCAGUUGAGAUGAAGGUAUAAAUGUAGAGAAUCGCAGAGUGCACAUGUCCAGUCUGGUGAAUGAAGACUUGUCUCAGCAGCACGAUGAUUGGCCUGAUUGUACUCACACUCCUGGGGGCUGCAGCGGCAGCUCCUAUGGAUGACAGGAUCGUGGGGGGUUAUGAGUGUGAGGCUCAUUCCCAGCCCUGGCAAGCCUCUCUUAACAUCGGCUACCACUUCUGUGGCGGCUCCCUCAUUAAUGACCAGUGGAUCAUCUCUGCCGCCCACUGCUGGAUGAAUCCUUGGAGUCAGCUUGCUAUCCUGGGUGACCACCACAUCUGGGAGCAUGAGGGAACGGAGCAGUACAUGUCUGUGGACGCCAUCUACUGGCACCAGAGCUAUGACUACCAGACCCUGGACCACGACAUUAUGCUGUUGAAGCUGGCCCACCCUGUCACUCUCAACAAGUUUGUCAAGCCCAUCGCCCUGCCCACAGCCUGCCCCAAGGCCGGGGACAUGUGUGUGGUGUCUGGAUGGGGAAACAUCUACACCGACUCUGUGUUCAACCCAUUUAACCUGCAGUGUGUGGACAUCCCCAUCCUGUCUAAGAAGGCCUGUGAGGAGUCCUACCCUGGCCAGAUUACUGAUACCAUGGUGUGUGCCGGAUACCUGGAGGGAGGCAAGGACGCCUGUCAGGUAUGGAGAAUACCCUGGUGA
Messenger RNA from Oncorhynchus gorbuscha (pink salmon), 731 nucleotides. RefSeq names its product anionic trypsin-1-like. The coding region runs from base 96 to 731 and encodes 211 amino acids. Gene Ontology annotation, biological process: proteolysis. Lineage: Eukaryota; Metazoa; Chordata; Actinopteri; Salmoniformes; Salmonidae. The record is from RefSeq and is a predicted model, not a curated record. The transcript is spliced from 5 exons. Gene Ontology annotation, molecular function: serine-type endopeptidase activity.